This is a messenger RNA of Dacryopinax primogenitus, 1160 nucleotides long. RefSeq lists its product as uncharacterized. The coding region runs from base 436 to 1095 and encodes 219 amino acids. The transcript has 11 exons. The record is from RefSeq and is a predicted model, not a curated record. NCBI's taxonomy places the organism in Eukaryota, Fungi, Basidiomycota, Dacrymycetes, Dacrymycetales, Dacrymycetaceae.
GGACAAUCGAGUCCAACUGGCUUCGAGUCCAAUCCGUGCCGCGGUUCUUGGUGUUGGGUUCUCAGCUACCGUGUUCCAGAUACCCUUCAUCUUGGGACUACCAGAACAGUUCAGCUUGCACACCAUUCUCGAACGCAAAGCUACCGCCGAAUAUAGUAAGACCAAGGACUUGUAUGGUAACACAGGCGUAAAGGUCGUCACGACGUAUGCAGAAGUGCUGGAGGAUCAUGAUAUUGAUUUGGUUGUCAUCUCAAUCAGAUCACCAGACCACUACACUUACUCAAAGUCCGCCCUAGAAGCCGGAAAGCAUGUCAUUCUGGAGAAGCCCGUGACUGCAACGAGCGCUUAGAUGCGCGAGCUUAUAGCGAUCGAAAGUCUAAGCAUCUUGUCCUAGCCCCUUAUCACAAUCGGAGGUUCGACGGAGAUUUCAGAACAAUGCGUGCAUUGAUCAAGGAGGGCAAGUUGCCAGAUUUGAUUGAUUUUGAAUCCCGGUUUGAUGUUCUUGCGAACUGGCCCAUGGGGCCACCGGGCACUGGCUCCGGCAUUAGCUAUGGGCUUGGAACUCAUCUUUUGGAUCAGGCUAUAGCACUGUUCGGCAAGCCGAAGGCGGUAACGGCGAUGCUAAUCAACGCCCGUGGCAUCGGCCAUCCCGAAGUCGAAGAUUCUUUCAUCAUGCACCUUCGUUACAGAGAUUCCCCUGUUAUUGUUACGUUGAGAUCGGUGACGCAUUCGGUCCUGUCCAAACAAGUCAGGUUCAUCGCAAGAAGCCUGAACUCAAGUUACGUGAAGUACGGUUUGGAUGUUCAGUCGGAUCAACUGAUGAAACAGGGCAUGAAGGCCACAGACAUUGGGUUCGGAGAGGAACCUCAAGAGGGAUGGGGUGAAUAUGGGUACAUCGUCGAUGGCAAGCCGGUGUUCGAGAAAAUCCGUACUCAUACGGGAUCAUAUCUCGACUACUAUCGAAAUGUAGGGGAUGCUAUCCACGGCAGAGCCCAACUUGAAGUUACGCCCGAAGACGCAGAGCUUGGGAUCCGCAUCAUUGAAGUCGCCAGGCAAAGCUCGCAGGAGGGGAGAACCAUCGAGGUGGAAUUUUAAGUGAACAGUGAGAGAAACAGGAUGUAAUCGGCCAUAACUGUCAUCUGUCGAGGUUCAGUAGUGUU